This is a messenger RNA of Zingiber officinale, 1358 nucleotides long. RefSeq names its product ALA-interacting subunit 5-like. Bases 158 to 1204 code for a protein of 348 amino acids. The record is from RefSeq and is a predicted model, not a curated record. Lineage: Eukaryota; Viridiplantae; Streptophyta; Magnoliopsida; Zingiberales; Zingiberaceae. The transcript has 8 exons. Gene Ontology annotation, cellular component: Golgi apparatus; plasma membrane; endoplasmic reticulum.
AUGAGAAGUGGUAUUUGUCUCUCUCCUCCAGACGAUUUGGUCCGCUUGAGUUCCGGCUGUCUCGGGUGCUCCUUCGAUGUCUUCCUCCUCGUCUUCUUCUUCUUCUCCAACCUCCUCGACAUCCUUUAGCUCUCCAUCUCAAUCCCCCUAAUCCGCCAUGAAUGUGCCAACGGCGGAUCCUGCGCUGGAAGCCGAUGCCGCGGUCGAGCGAAAGAAGAAGUCCAAGAAACCCAAAUAUUCAAGAUUUACACAACAGGAGCUUCCGGCUUGCAAACCCCUAUUAACUCCAACUAUAGUAAUAUCGACAUUUGCUCUCAUUGGAAUUCUCUUCAUCCCAAUUGGACUUGCUUCUUUGUCUGCGUCAGAAAAUGUGGUUGAAAUUGUGUAUAGAUAUGACACAGAAUGCAUUCCCCAGCAGUCACAGGAUGACAAAGUAGCAUUCAUCCAAAGCAGUGCGACUGACAAAACGUGCAGAACGACUUUGACUGUGCCUAAAAACAUGAAGGCUCCUGUUCACAUUUACUAUGAGCUUUACAACUUCUAUCAGAACCACCGCAGGUAUGUUAAAAACCGAAAUGAUAAGCAACUAAGAAGCAAGGAGUAUGAACUAGAAACUACUAAUUGUGCACCUGAAGCCACAACUGUCGAUGGGUCUCCCAUUGUCCCUUGUGGCCUCAUUGCUUGGAGUUUGUUCAACGACACAUACUCAUUCGCAAUACAAAACAAAGCCAUUGAGGUGAACAAGAAAAACAUAGCCUGGCAAAGUGACAAAGAUGAGAAAUUUGGAAGUGAUGUUUAUCCCAAGAACUUCCAGCAAGGAGGUCUUAUAGGAGGUGCAAAGCUCAAUGAAAGCAUACCCUUGAGUGAGCAAGAAGAUCUCAUUGUUUGGAUGAGAACAGCUGCCCUCCCACAGUUCAGAAAAUUAUACGGGAGAAUUGAGACAGAUCUUGUAGCUAACGAGCAAAUCUCGGUGACAAUACAGAACAAUUAUAACACAUACAGCUUCGAGGGGGAGAAGAAGUUGGUGCUUUCAACUACCUCAUGGAUAGGCGGGAAGAAUGAUUUCCUUGGUGUUGCUUAUCUCACAGUCGGCAGCCUUUGCUUAUUUCUUGCACUGGCAUUCAUAGUUCUUUAUCUGCUCAAACCCCGGACGCUUGGAGAUCCUUCAUAUUUAUCCUGGAACCGGAACCCUGACAGACAUUAGAACUUUCAGCUCAAGUUGCAUUCCUAAGUUGGUAUUGUCUAUGCAUGUGUAAUUGCUCCCUUUUAACAAUCUCUGUUCAUAAGAUUUAGAAACGAACACACGGUUUUCUUCAUGAACUCAGCACAUCAAUGGGAAUACGAUACAUCUUCAAUCA